GGGGAGCCCGCUCUCUCUCCCUCUCCCUCUCCCUCUCCCUCUCCCUCUCUCUCCCCCUCCCUCCCUCCUUAUAUUCUUUUUCUGGAAACCUUGUCCACAGUAAUUUUUUUUUUUCUUUUUAAAAGAAUCCUCAGUCACCACCUCGCCUCCCCAGCACCACCACAAUGUACUGCUCAUAAAGGCUUUGGCUUUGUUUUUACGACCCCCCCCCCCCAAGAAUCACCUGUCCGAUCAAUUUUAUCUUCUCCCUCCUCCUUAUUUCCCACUCUUCCCUCCUCCCCCAUCGAAAACCUGUUCUCCGAGGUUAGACAUUUUACAAACCCUAUAUGUUGUUUUUCGAAUUGUGAUUUUUUUUUUCUUCCUUUGCACUCUUCCCCCUUCUCAUGGCAACUCGUUUAGAUAUUUAUUUUUGCCCUUCCCCCGCUUAGGGGGGGCGGCGUGGGGGGGGAAGAGAAAAUAAUACAAUUUUAGGGGAAGUCGCCUUCAGGUCUGCUGCUUUUUUUUUAAAUUAAAAAAAGGAGGAUAGAGAAAAGAUCAGCCUUGAACUUCUCUUCAAGAACCCGGGCUGCAAAGGAAAUCUCCUUUGUUUUUGUUAUUUAUAUGCUGUCAAGUUUUGAAGUGGUGAGUUUCAGGUGAACUUUAUAGGAUAACUGAGUAUGGAUCAUUUGAACGAGGCAACUCAGGGGAAGGAACACUCAGAAAUGUCUAACAAUGUAAGCGAUCCGAAGGGUCCACCAGCCAAGAUUGCCCGCCUGGAGCAGAAUGGGAGUCCGCUAGGAAGAGGAAGACUUGGGAGCACAGGUGCAAAAAUGCAGGGAGUGCCUUUAAAGCAUUCAGGCCAUCUGAUGAAAACCAACCUGAGGAGAGGAACCAUGCUACCAGUUUUCUGCGUGGUGGAACAUUAUGAAAACGCAAUUGAAUAUGAUUGCAAGGAGGAGCAUGCAGAAUUUGUGUUGGUGAGAAAGGAUAUGCUUUUCAACCAGCUGAUAGAAAUGGCACUGCUGUCUCUGGGCUAUUCGCAUAGCUCUGCUGCCCAGGCCAAAGGGCUAAUCCAGGUUGGAAAGUGGAAUCCAGUUCCACUGUCUUACGUGACAGAUGCCCCUGACGCUACGGUAGCAGACAUGCUUCAAGAUGUGUAUCAUGUGGUCACAUUGAAAAUCCAGUUACACAGUUGCCCCAAACUAGAAGACUUGCCUCCUGAACAGUGGUCGCACACCACGGUGAGGAAUGCUCUGAAGGACUUGCUCAAAGACAUGAAUCAGAGUUCACUGGCCAAGGAGUGCCCCCUCUCACAGAGUAUGAUUUCUUCCAUUGUGAACAGCACUUACUAUGCAAAUGUCUCAGCCGCAAAAUGUCAAGAAUUUGGAAGGUGGUACAAACAUUUCAAGAAGACAAAAGAUAUGAUGGUUGAAAUGGAUAGUCUUUCUGAACUGUCCCAGCAAGGUGCCAACCAUGUCAACUUUGGUCAACAGCCGGUCCCAGGGAGCACAGCCGAGCAGCCUCCAUCCCCCGCACAGCUCUCGCAUGGCAGCCAACCUUCUGUCCGAACCCCUCUUCCAAACCUGCACCCUGGGCUGGUGUCAACGCCCAUCAGUCCUCAGUUGGUCAACCAGCAACUGGUGAUGGCUCAGCUGCUGAACCAGCAGUAUGCAGUGAACAGACUUUUAGCCCAGCAGUCCUUAAACCAACAAUACUUGAACCACCCUCCCCCUGUCAGUAGAUCUAUGAAUAAGCCUUUGGAGCAACAAGUUUCAACCAACACAGAGGUGUCUUCCGAAAUUUACCAGUGGGUCCGCGAUGAACUGAAACGAGCAGGAAUCUCCCAGGCAGUAUUUGCACGAGUGGCUUUUAACAGAACUCAGGGCUUGCUUUCAGAGAUCCUUCGAAAGGAAGAGGACCCCAAGACUGCCUCACAGUCUUUGCUGGUAAACCUUCGGGCUAUGCAGAAUUUCUUGCAGUUGCCAGAAGCUGAAAGAGAUCGGAUUUACCAAGAUGAAAGAGAAAGGAGUUUGAAUGCCGCCUCAGCGAUGGGUCCUGCCCCCCUGAUAAGCACACCGCCCAGCCGUCCCCCACAGGUGAAAACAGCUACUAUUGCCACUGAGAGGAAUGGGAAGCCAGAGAACAAUAGCAUGAACAUUAAUGCUUCCAUUUAUGAUGAGAUUCAGCAGGAAAUGAAGCGUGCUAAAGUUUCCCAAGCACUGUUUGCGAAGGUUGCAGCAACCAAAAGCCAGGGGUGGUUGUGUGAGCUGCUACGCUGGAAAGAAGAUCCUUCUCCAGAAAAUCGGACCCUGUGGGAGAACCUCUCCAUGAUCCGAAGGUUCCUGAGUCUUCCUCAGCCAGAACGUGAUGCCAUCUACGAACAGGAGAGCAACGCUGUGCAUCACCAUGGGGACCGGCCACCCCACAUGAUCCAUGUUCCCACAGAGCAGAUGCAGCAAGCACAACCACAGCCUCAGCAGCAGCCACCACCGCCACCCCCCCAGCCUCAGGCACAGCAGCCGGCUGGCCCCCGGCUCCCCCCAAGGCAGCCCACGGUGGCCUCGCCCGCGGAGGCAGAGGAGGAGUGCCGGCAGAAGACCCGGCCCCGAACCAAGAUUUCCGUGGAAGCCCUGGGCAUCCUCCAGAGUUUCAUCCAAGACGUAGGUCUGUACCCAGACGAGGAGGCAAUCCAGACUCUGUCCGCCCAACUUGACCUUCCCAAGUACACCAUCAUCAAGUUCUUUCAGAACCAGCGGUAUUAUCUCAAGCACCAUGGCAAACUGAAGGACAACUCUGGCCUAGAGGUGGAUGUGGCCGAAUACAAAGAAGAGGAGCUGCUUAAGGAUUUAGAGGAGAGCGUCCAAGAUAAAAAUGCUAACACCCUUUUCUCGGUGAAACUGGAGGAAGAGCUCUCGGUGGAGGCAAACACAGACAUUAACACCGACUUGAAAGACUGAGAUCAAAGUAUCAUUUUCACUGAAUAGUGCCACUGGUCUUUACUAGCGAAAGGAAUAUUCCAGACAACCUUCGUUGUUCAUUGUUUGGCCAAUGAAUCUUCAGAAACUUGCACAAACAGGAAAGUUGAGAAAGAAUCGUACAGACUGCACUAACUGUUUUACUCUCUUUUACAGACUACUUGGCAGCCCCAGGUGAAGCGCCAAGGAUAGUUUGGCACUCACGAUUAAAAUUCGUGUUAACGGGCCACACAGAGGUGUGAACCCAGUUAGCUGAUACCAGUACUUUUUUUUUUUUGAUUAUUAUUAUUCUGGAGCCUCAAACAAGCAUUAUCAUUUUCUGUGAUUAUUAUUUCCUUCCUUUAAUUAUUUCUGUAACACUCCACACUGAUCUUUGGAAACUCGCCCCUUAUUUUAAAAGAAAAAGAAAAAAAAAAGAGUUUGUUACUCUAUUGUAUGUUACAAAAGAACUAUAGACUGUGGAAUGCAGUUUAAAGAUGACAUAUGCCAACAAAUGCCUUGUAUUAUAUGGCACUGCCGUAAUUCAAAUUUGUUUUUAUUUUGGAAAUAAAAGUUCACUGUAAUUUUUUUCAUUCUCAUUGUUACAUGAUUUUUUUUAAAAAAAAAAAAAAAAAGAAAAGAAAAUGUGAAACACAAGUCAGUCCUCAUUAUUUAUUUGUAGAUCCUUGCAGCACCAUGUUGUAAUUAAUUUUUUGGAAGUUUCCGUUAAGCGUAAUAUUGCUUCUCUUGUUACCAUACUGAUUCUUUUCUAUUUAUAAAUGUAUUUUGAUGGGCAGUAAAACAAAGUGUCUUAAAAGUUUUAAAUAGAGGAAAUGUGCUUUACACAGUUGCCUAUAAAAAGUGCUCUAUGUUAUCCAAGCAAUUCAUACUAUAAGCUUCACUCUUACUGUCGUAUGCAAUUUUUACUAUCAUGCAAAUAAGCUUAGGUAAAUAAAAUGAAUAGAUCACCUUAGAAAAUUAUGCAAUUAAUGUGAAAAUAAUUGAUGUUUGCAAUGUGUCUUCCUUUGAUUUACAAUCAAUUUUAAAGCUACAUCUGUAUAAAAUUUCUGUAUAAAGGUGUAUUUCUUUUUUUAUGAGUUCAUAACUAUGAAAACACCAGCUAUUUUGUUACAGCUGGCUGUUUUUAUAAGUGUAUCACAGUUUUCUUUAUGCAGAAAUGUUCUGAUUAGGAGUGGUUAUUGACUGUAACUACACAAUUAAAAUUGUUUGUAUGGUAUGACA
Messenger RNA from Erinaceus europaeus (western European hedgehog), 4175 nucleotides. RefSeq names its product SATB homeobox 1 (gene SATB1). Gene Ontology annotation, biological process: regulation of transcription by RNA polymerase II; chromatin remodeling. Lineage: Eukaryota; Metazoa; Chordata; Mammalia; Eulipotyphla; Erinaceidae. Gene Ontology annotation, molecular function: DNA-binding transcription factor activity, RNA polymerase II-specific; RNA polymerase II cis-regulatory region sequence-specific DNA binding. The record is from RefSeq and is a predicted model, not a curated record. The coding region runs from base 657 to 2936 and encodes 759 amino acids. The transcript has 11 exons.